Messenger RNA from Amphiprion ocellaris (clown anemonefish), 10084 nucleotides. It is a transcript of the gene kif26aa, whose product is annotated as kinesin family member 26Aa. Gene Ontology annotation, biological process: microtubule-based movement. Bases 2914 to 7926 code for a protein of 1670 amino acids. The transcript is spliced from 13 exons. Gene Ontology annotation, molecular function: microtubule binding; microtubule motor activity; ATP binding. The record is from RefSeq and is a predicted model, not a curated record. Lineage: Eukaryota; Metazoa; Chordata; Actinopteri; Pomacentridae.
UUGGAGCUUCGCCAGUGUUUCCGAGCAACAACAGCAGCGAGAGGCAGGAAUCCACCAGCUCUUCAUUCACUCGUUUAUUUCUACCUCUUGUUUCAGUCCUCUAUCCCUCCUGUGCUGCUGCUGCCGCCUCCUUUCAUCCAUCUCUCUCUCUCUCUCUCUCUCUCUCUCUCUCUAUCGGAGUUAGAGGAGGAGGAGGAAGAGGAGGAGGAAGGCAGGAGGGGUGGAGAGGACUAGCAUUGCGAUACUGCAGGAACAGACUGAGGAGCUACAGGAGAGACGAGAGAGGGAGAGGAAAAGGAGAGGUGGAAGAAAGGAGGAAAAGAAAAGGAAAAUCAGGGAGGUAAAUUAAAAGAAAUGAGCCUUUCAAAAGGAAAAAUUGAAGAUGGAGGAUGGGAAAAUGGGGGAAAUGAAGUAAAGUGAGUGGAUAGAGAAUGGAGAAAAGAUGGGGAAAGAUACACGGAGGUAAAGAAGAGCUAAAGGUUAAAGAGGAAAAGAUAGAAAUAGAAGAAGAAGAAGAGAGGUAGAGUGGGAAAAGUGGAAUGAAAGGCUGACGAACAGGAAAAAAAUGAGUUGGAAAAGUAGAAAUAUGGUUCAGUAAGAGGGGGAAAGAAAACUGGAAUAAAAGGAGAGAUGUGAACGAUUUCAUCUACUUGUGGGACAAAAAGAAGACGUGAAGUCAGAGCUUCAUGAUCGGACGGAGAACCUGAAGGUUUACAGGUGAAGAUGUGGUGCAGUGUUUGGCUGAAGGACGGAAGGAUCGAUGUGAAGAUGGAUGGAUCACUACAAGAAGGAUUGAACUGUCAGAUUCUUGGCAGCGAAAGCAUUUUCCAUUGACAAACGUAGCCGAAGCUCCCCAUAUCUCUGCAGAACUUUGUUCCGUUUUUCUCCAGACCAUGUCUGAGAAAGAAACUUGAACAAUUUUUCCCUGAAAACUUCCAGCCGUCGGACCGACUCUGUUCCACGUGUGAGAGAUGAAACUGGAGGACACGGAUGGAAAGUUUACUGAUCUGUGAAGGACGAUGCGAUGUGAUCGUUGUUCUGAUUGACUAAUUAAAACCUGUUGGAAUGUUCUCUGUGGCGUUCAGUGCUUAAAACAGGAGACAUUAAUUUACAGAUGAUACCUGAAAUUUUUAGGACAGAUUUGCGCAGUUGGAUUUAUUGUCUGAUUUCUAUUGGACUUCGGUGACAAUAGAAAUAUUUGAAUUACCUGAUGGAUGGGAGGUCAGUUUAAUGAAGAUCUGGACUGAUGGACAUAUGUUUGUGUGACGAAGUAAAAAGAGAAGAAAGGAACGAGGGAAGAGAUUGUAGGUAUUUGGCAUGAAUUACUCCCGUAAGAGGAAACAAGUGGGCCAAUGGCUGGAAAAUGAAAGUCAUGUGAGCAGUUUUAGUUAACAAAUCAGGAAGAAUCUUAAAAAACUCACACUUUUCCAUAGGAGUUGUUGAUAUUUUUAGACUUAAUUUGGAUUGUUGAACUAUUUCCUUAUUAUUGGACACUGUAAAAUCAUGGAAAGCUUCUAUAUUAGUUAACGUAUUUGACAGAAAUGACCAAUAACCUAUCAAGCUGCCUAAGAGUCAAAGUGGCUUGAGUUGUUUAGACAAGUGAAAUAUUGGAAGACUUGCAGAGUCACCUAAAUAUCACUUUAAGACAAGUUACUGAUGGAUGGACGUCAUUUACAAAGGCAGUUUAGUUUACAGACAUUUAAAGGAUACGUUUUCCAUUUAUAAAUGGAACAAAGUCUAGGAAAAAUAGCAUAUUCCUUAAGAUAUCUAGCAAGAAUUUCUUUGAAAACAGAGUACAGCUGGUCAAACCAGUCAUUCACUUAUACCUUAAAAGUUUAAAUUCAUUUAUGAAGAAAAAGACAUCGUUGAAAACGCCCAAAUUCCUUUAGAGUUUGCUAAAAACGCACUUACUGGCAAAUUGAUAACCAAUUUACUGAUAUUUUAAGAAAAAACUGAUGCUGUAAAUUAGAUAUACUGAUUGAUUUAAUGGAUUAUUUUAAAGAAAUUUGCAAAAGGAGUUUGGCAUGAGUCGUAUUAAUUAGAUUUCCAUAACGGAUUGAAGAACAGAUCAUUUAAAGACAAAUGGAUGGAUGGAUCAGAUGCAUUUCUAUUGCUGGAUGUUUGUUGAAGCAUGUUAAAUUAUUUUUGACCUGCUAAUUGAGUGAAAUCUUAGAAACUCACAAAUUUUCACAGGCCAAUUUCCUGAUAUUUUAGAGCUGCAGUUACAUUUUAUGACCAACAGACUGACAGCUGUUGUACCCGUUAAUAUUGUAAAGAAAAUCGCUGAAUGGUUUGAUGGGAACAACUCAAGGAUCCAUUUGUUCCAUUGGAUUUCUGCUGGAAGAGGCAGAUUUGAUUGGCAAAGAAAAACUUGUAAAACUCCCAGAACUUUUUCAACCAAGAAAGCUUCUGACAACUGGACUAAUCCCAAUAAACAGCUGAUACAGUAGAAGUUUAUUCAUAUGAUUCACAAUGAUAACAAUAUUUGGACAAAAACAAAUGUGGAUCACUGUAAAAAUAUAUUCAGGAACAAUUACAUGUCAACUGGUUAUUGAUGGACUCUGACCAGACACUUUUGGAUGCUUGUUGCACAGAACACGUUUUGUGGUUUUUGGAUCCAACAGCUGCUCUAAAGCUAUUUGAAAACUCUAUUUUCUGGAUACCGUUUGAUCUCUGAUUUGGAAAGUUCAAUUUUCUGAGACACCAGUGGCUCCACAUGCUGAUUUUUGUCACUGCCAUGUUCCACCGUUGAACAGUUUCCAUCGCUGCUCAGACUCGGUGAUAAUUCAUCAGAUUCUCCUCCUGUAAAUCCAUGAUUCUCUGCUUCUUGUCGGAAUAAGUGCGGUUCUUUGCAAUGGAUGAGAACAAGUUCGGACACGGUUCCUCUUCAAGGCGAAGAAGUCUGAGCAGAUAAUGGAUUGGAAGGAACUGGCGGCUCAGAAGCUCAGUCUGUCCCGCAGGAAGAAGUCCCAGACCGGCCCGCCCUCCUCGCCCGGUGAGGCUCCGGGACUGCUGCUGUACACCGGCGGCUUCAGCGGGGCCCUGCAGCUCUCCCCGCCCGCCGUCCCACCAUGCCUCCUUCGAGCCGGGUCCAAGGUCAAGGACACGCCGGGGAUGGGGAAGGUCAGAGUGAUGGUCCGGAUCUGUUCGGUCCACAGCAGCGAGUCCUCAGAGUCCAUGUCCUUCCUGAAGGUCGACGGCAGAAAGAAGCAGCUCACUUUGUGCGAGACCGGAGGACUCUCUGCCACCCAGAGAAGAUCGUCGUCCUCCGCACCCAAGACCUUCACCUUCGACGCCGUCUUCUCACAGGACGCCUCACAGGCUGAGGUGUGUUCAGGUACGGUGGCAGAAGUCAUCCAGUCGGUGGUGAACGGAGCAGACGGCUGCAUCUUCUGCUUUGGACAUGCUGAUCUGGGGAAGACAUACACCAUGAUUGGUCGGGACUGCUCCACCCAGAGUCUGGGCGUGGCUCCGACUGCCAUCUCCUGGCUCUUUAAGGUGAUCGAGGAGCGCAAAGAAAAGUCUGGAGGGCGUUUCUCUGUCAGAGUCUCGGCUGUGGAGAUCUCCGGUCGGGAGGAGACGCUCACCGACCUCCUGGCUGAAGCCUCCUCCUCAGCUGGGGGCCACCAGGAGGCUCCGGGCCCUGCAGUUUCCCUCAGAGAAGAUCCUGUCUGUGGAUCCCAGCUCCAGAACCAGACGGAGCUCCGGGCGACCAGCGCCGAGCGAGCAGCAUCUUUCUUGGACGCCGCCCUGGCAGCGAGGAGGAGCAGCCGAAUGCCAAACGACCAGGAGGCCCGGAGGAACUCGCACUUCCUGUUCACUCUGCACCUCUACCAGGAGAGGCAGGACAAGAGCAACAAGGCAGCAAUGUCCGGUCGGAGUCGUCUCCACCUCCUGGAUUUGGGGAGCUGUGAGACGGACAUCAGCAGGACCAGAGAGGGAGGUGGAGGUCAGUGUCUGUCUCUGUCUGCGCUGGGAAACGUCGUCCUGGCCCUCGCCAACGGAGCCAAGCAUGUUCCCUACAGGGACAGCAAGCUCACCAUGCUGCUCAGUGAAUCCCUGGGCAACAUCAACUGUCGAACCACCAUGAUCGCCCACAUCUCCGACUCCCCAACGAACUACAUGGAGACGCUGACCACAGUGCAGCUGGCCUCCCGAAUCCACCGCGUGAAGAAGAAGAAGUCCAAGUAUGCCUCCAGCUCAUCCGGAGGGGAGAGUUCCUGUGAGGAAGGCCCAUCUCGUAGACCUCCUCAUCUUCGAUCUUUCCACCCUCGAACAGUAGCCCUCGACCCAGACAUGCCCUUGCUGCUCUCCAGUGAUCCUGACUAUUCCUCCAGCAGUGAACACUCCUGCGAUACUGUCAUCUACGUCGGACCUGGAGGGACGGCCAUAUCGGACCGAGAACUAAGUGACAACGAGGGUCCACCUUCCUUUGUUCCCAUCAUUCCCUCCCUGAAUAAGAAGCGGGUCAAAGAUGCACCCAAGACUGAUGGUGAUCACUUUAAGUGUAACACAUUUGCAGAACUGCAGGAGAGACUUGACUGCAUUGAUGGAAGUGAAGGCCCAAACACAUUCAGCACAGAGGGCAAAGCAGCACAAGCAGCAGCACUUAGGACUCAGACUGUAGACAGUAAACCCUCAGAGACAACAUCUCCACCCAAAUCUGACAAAAACCCCUCCGAGAGGUUAUUAGAAAGCACAAAUAAACCUGAUCAGGAACAGUCCAGACUCCUCAUGGACCCUUCGAAAAGGACGAGUGCAGAUGGGGAGAAACUUUCAGCCACCCCCAUUCAGCCAUGUGCAGUAAAACCAGGCGGGACUUUCUCCCAGGAUUCAGAGCCUGUGGUGAGAGAGAAGGUUUACCUCAGAGGAGGUGUGCCCAAGCCAUCUGCCUCACCGUCCUUACCCAGGACAUCUAGGACAGCAGCUCAGCCUGAAGAGGGUCUCAGUAGGGCUCCCCCAGUGGGUAUGAGUCAGCAAGCCCUGAGGCAAUGCCAACCACCAGAGUCGCCUAACAUGGAAAGAGCUCAUCAUACAAGUAGAUACCCGGCAGAGAUCAACAACCUGCGGGCGGCUCUGUUAGGAAGGUGCCUGGACAGGGAUUUUCUGAGGACUACAGUCACACUGCAGCAGCCUGUGGAGCUGAACGGGGAAGAUGAACUUGUGUUUACGGUCAUAGAGGAGCUUCCGCAUAGCCUUGUCCCAGACAACGGCCGCCCCUCCAACUUCCUCAGCUUCAAUACUGACUGCUCUCUGCAAGCCUUGACCUCUGGCUCUCGCCCAGUCAGCAUCAUCAGCAGUAUCAACGAUGAGUAUGAUGCUUACACAUCUCAGCAAGGAGCUGCAGGACCUGUGGCUGACAUUAGCACCGACUACCAGGAAAUGUUGUUUUCUCAACAUGACGAAAAUCAGUCAACUGUUGGCUCAUGGCCAAGUGAGUUCAGUGCAGACUUGGCUAACAAUGAAGGCACUCAUUCAGCAAGCAAGUGUUACUUGAGGGAUAAACACAUGCCAACAGAGAGUACAUCUAUGCUGACCUCACCUAGUAUAUUUCAUAAACAGCUAUUUUUGCAGCAUGGCAUGAAGAGCGCGCUAAAUGACAGUGGCGUUGGCUUCUCAGAGCUGGACAGUGACCCUGCAACCCCAAGCAAACCUUCUUUUACCAAGUGCCCUGCCUCCCCCGACUCAACCAAAGCCUCUCCCAAAGGCUCUCUUAAGGUGAGAGCCAGUACCCUUACCAGUUCAGUGUCAGCCCAGACUCCACAUCACAACAUUCAUUCCAGUCUUCCCAGGAAAACCAAGCCUACCUCAUCUGCAUCUGUGGGCUGCAGCAGACAGGAAGGCAGACAUGAUGACUUCUUGCUUCAGGGAAGCAGCCAUUUUGAUCCCAGAGAGGUUGAGUUUCUUUCUGCUGGCAAGCCACCAAGAUGCGGUGCUACUAGCAGUUCCUCUAAGAAGUCUGGAGGAAACAGCAACAGUGUACCUCGGCCACCAAAGUCACAAAUGUCCUCCUCAGCUCAGAGGGUUGUGGAUGGUUGUGAGAAGUCCAGCAGCAGGAGGGGAGAUACUCUCAUCAAGCUGCCACGACUCACCCGAGGUGCAACAACUCUGGGAACUGUUUCCAUCCCCCAGACUUCUGAAUCCAAAUGGAGUCAUGAAGCUGCUUCAGUGAUUGGUACACUGAGGUUUUCAUCCUUGGGGAAAAAGUCAAAUGGACCAAAAAGCAGCAUGGUCUUCAAGUCUGGAUCUGGAAACAUCUCUCCUCCUGCUUCACCGGUCAGACAGUCAAGCCAAGAGCAAAAGACCAGGACUGCACUAUCUCCAAGUGCCUUAAAAACCUGCAGCAACACUGGAAAGUCUUCAUUCUCUAAAACAUCCACCUCAGAAGAGGAAUUCAAUGUCAGGCUCCGGGCAGAUUCAUUUAGCCAAAGGACAUCCAGUUUCAAAACCGAACAUGGAUCUGCCAGGACAUCUUCGAGUCUGAAGACACGAGGGGCUAAAGCAGAUUCUUCCAGGUACUAUGGGAGCCUGAUGUCUCUGGAAAGAUGUGACAGUCAAACCUUAGCAGGGUCCAAACCUGAGCUGUUCAGAGAGAGCAGUGGUGCUACUUCAGGAGGUAGCAGCAGAUCCAACAGAUCAGUGCCAAGACUCGGGGUUCCAGCCUCCACCGCCGCAUCUGGUUCUUCUUCCCAACCUUGUGGUAUUUUUGCAACUACUAGCAAACUUGGGCAGGUCCGAGGUGGCAGUGGAUCACGAGCAGCAGCUUCUGGUGGACUAAAGGUUCGAACACUGUCUACCAGCAGCUCCAAGAGCCUGAGCUCCUCCCCCAAACCUCCUGAUAACACAGCUGGACGUAAUGCCAACCUGCCGCCGACUGGUAAGUCCCCUGCUCGCUCUGGAACGGGAGCCAAGCCAGGAAGAGGCACCAUCAUGGGUACAAAGCAGGCUAUUAGCAGGGCAGCUAACAGCCGGGUUAGCGAGCUCGCUGCUGGAGGCCAAAGAAAGCAGCUCAGCAGGGGUCCUGGAGCAACAGGAAGUGACUGCGCUGACAGCGGGACUAGUGGUGUCAGUGGAUCACCACUCAGCACGCCAUUGCCAUCACCUUAUAGUAAGAUCACUGCUCCCCGGAGGCCACAGCGCUACAGCAGUGGACACGGCAGCGACAACAGCAGCAUUCUCAGUGGGGAGCUGCCGCCCGCAAUGGGGCGCACUGCUCUGUUUUACCACAGCGGAGGCAGCAGCGGAUACGAGAGCAUGAUCCGAGACAGCGAGACAACCGGCAGCACCUCUUCAGCACAUGACUCCAUGAGUGAGAGCGGAGCGUCGUCCUCCAACAGAAGCAGAGUUUCUAAAUCGCCCAAGAAGAGAGGAAAUGGUUUCCUGCGGCGGCGGCUGAUCCCAGCUCCCCUGCCGGACACCUCGUCUCUGGGCAGGAAGGCUGGCGGUCAGUGGGUGGACCUGCCUCCGCUGGGCGGCACCCUGAAGGAGCCCUUUGAGAUUAAGGUGUACGAGAUCGACGACGUGGAGCAUCUGCAGAGAAGAAAGGAGGCGGGGACAGGGUCAGAGCAGCCGUUCCACGAUGUUGAAAAGGGUCUGCUCUACUUCAACGCCCGGCUCAGGAUGCUGGAGAAGCGGCAGCAGCAGAUCAGAGAGCUGAAGAGCAAACACGAGAGGCUGAAGGUGGAGCUGGAGGAGGCCAAGAGCAGGCUGAUGCUCCACCCGAGCAAAUGGAGCGGAGAGUUCGACGUGGACCAGGAGCUGGACCGGGAGUCCCAGGAGUACCUGGAGGCUCUGGCUCAGGUCACGGCGGAGCUGGAGUACUGCGUCAACCUCUGCAAGUCCCGCGUCAUGAUGGAGACCUGCUUCGACAUCGCCGUGACGACGGCCGCCGCUGCACAGGGAGGGCAGCAGGAGGUGGAGGUGUGAGAGGAAAACAUCCGUCACAUUCAUUCAUACAGAGAAAGUUAAAGCUCAGAAAAGUGGAUUGAAGUAGGCAGAAAAAAGUGUGAGCUUCAGAAAAUGACAGAGCAAAGAAAACUGGGCUGACAGAACAUGUUGCUGACAGACUGAUGGACGAGCUCCUGGAUUUAGUUUCCACUCAGACAAGCUGCUGGUCCUGGAUCAGAUUAAUGAACAGAUGUGGAAGUGCCUUUCUAUUUAUUAUCUAAUUUAACAUUAUUUAAGUAUUAUUUUCCUUAUUUAUGAUGCUUUUGUAUUCAUCCUCUUGGUUUUUACGGUGCUGAUAUUAAUAUAUUAUUUAUGCAACAUGAUUGGGAGCAGACUGUGAGUUUCUAUGAUAAAAACAGCCUUUAGGUUUUUGCAAGAAAAGGACAAACAACAGAAGAGAAAUCAUUUAGUUAGUAUGAUAAACCUCAGAUUAUUUUGCUGCCUUUGACACUGACUCAGAGUUUCUGUGGUUUGUCUCAGAUUACGGAUGUUGGUUUGUGUUUCUGCUGGUUGUCAGCUUGAUAUUUUACUGCAGGAAGGCGGAAAAUCAGAAGAAAAAAACACUGAGUCAUAAAUCAGUGAGACCACAGACAUGAUUUUUAGAGUUUCAGUUUCUGAGGAUGUCAUUAUCUCCCAUUAUCCAGUGAGAAUAAACCGUCAGAAAUCCACUUAGAAAUCAGAGAUGAAGACCUGCCUGAGAAUCUUCCUGUUUUUAGGUUUAGGUUUAUGUGCUGCUCAGAGAAUUCAGCAGAAAUAUCAAAUCUAAUGAUGUUGUAAACUGGGCUGAGAAUGUUCCAGCUGGUUGUCGGAACCCUGUUUUUGGUCACCAGGAUCAGGUUGUAGCAGCCGUUUGUCCAUCCAGCACUAAGCUUGUGCUCCUGUGUUCUCAGUAACUAAACUGAUGCUGCAGCAGUGAAAUAUUAUAGAUGUUGUAACCUUUUGUGAAUUUGUGACUGAAUUUGUGACUAAACCAUUGCAGCUUUCGAUCAGAAAGUGUAAACAAGGACGCCAACUGCAGCUGAUGACGUUUCCAACUGUAAACCCGCCUGAAAAAAUGUAUGCAGCUGAAUCCAGUACAGGGCAGGGGGGCGAUAGGUAAGCAAAGGAAAGCAAAUCGACCAAACAAUGACCAGUCCAGGGUAUAAAUCUUCAUAUCAAGAUCCAGCUAGACGUCCAAAUGGAUACAGACAUGUAAAAUUGGCACUUUUUUAAAUGGCGUUUGAUUGGAAGAAUGGCGAAGUGUAAAAUCAAUAAUAAUAAUAACAAUAAUAAUAAUACAUUUUAUUUGUAAGCGCCUUUCUUGACACCCAAAGUCGCUUUACAGGAAAAGCAAAUGCAACAGAACAGGUAUAAACGACACAUAAAGAAAGAGGCAAUUAGAGAGAAUAAAGUGCUUCGUGUCGGGAAGGUGAAAAGAAAAAAGCUGCAGAUGUUCUGACUGAAGUUUGGCAUCAAGAUUAAGAAUGUUUGCAGAUUUCUGGAUGGAGUUUGGUAUAAAAAAUGCUAAAGAAUCUGACUGGAGUUUGGAGAAAAGUGGAGAUUUCAAAGUGGACUUUGGUGUUAAAUCUAAUCUGCAUGAGUUGGAUAUCAGCUGAAAAUCAACUGAUAAACAAAAAGCUUUUUACAAUGAACACUCCUAAAUGAAAAGCUUUGAAUCAGUUUUUGUAUUUGAGACUUUUUUAUUGAUGGUCUUCAGGAUGAUUCAUGAAAUUGCGUCAAUACAAAAGUCUUGAGUGUAAAAUCAGCUGGAGUCCGACUGUUUCUUCGAUCGUUGUUUUCAUUUUGUAAGUUGUUCUCUUCGUCCGUCUCUUUUCAAACCUUCUCAGGCUCUUCUUAAAGUUGCUGCAUGAAACGUUUUCUCCUUUCUUAUGUGACGUUCGAUCUUUGUUUCUAAGGUUUUGUGUUUGUUAGAGGACGAGACAUUUUGCCAAACUUGUUUUUUUAAAGUGAAGUUCCUCUGCUGAUGUGAGACCUUUAAUAAUAUAUUCAGACCUUUUUUUAUUUGUUUUUGUACUGUACAGUUUUCUAAUUAUUUGUAAAGAAAAGAGCAGCGCGUGGAACGGAAUGGAAAUGUACAGGACAAGUGGAUCGCCUCGUGUCAUACAUGUUAAUAAAGAUAAGAGUCUUUUUGGUUAAA